Molecule: messenger RNA, 1394 nt
Organism: Amphibalanus amphitrite
Lineage: Eukaryota; Metazoa; Arthropoda; Thecostraca; Balanomorpha; Balanidae
Product: ubiquitin recognition factor in ER-associated degradation protein 1-like
Exons: 7
Coding region: 337-1233 (298 amino acids)
Cellular component (GO): VCP-NPL4-UFD1 AAA ATPase complex
Molecular function (GO): polyubiquitin modification-dependent protein binding
Source: RefSeq, a predicted model, not a curated record
UGACUGUGUUUUACUACAAAUCUGGCGCACAACAAACCACUUGCAGGCAGCCUGCCCGCUGUAUUGCUCUGUGUGGGAUUUGUGCUGGAUGGAGGAUUUUGAGUAGACUUUGGACUCGUAUUAGUAUUUAGUUAAUUUUAAUUACAGGACAUUUGUUGGAGAAAGAGUUAUUUGCUCCAGGGAUUUGAAAAGUCUUCUUAUCUGUAUCCUUCACUGUCACGUCUUCUUUAUUUCGUAUUGUUUGUUCAGUUAUUGUUCGAACUCGCACGAGCUUUGUACUUACGAAGCUGAGGAGUCAACCGCUUUUUUGUAAGCUACAUUUGUUUCUCAGCAAACAUGUUUGGCUACCCCAUGUUUCCGGAUGCACUGCGCCCAUUCAACACCCAGUAUCGCUGCUACUCUGUGUCCAUGCUACCUGGCCAGGAGCGCACAGAUGUUGAAAAGGGUGGCAAAAUCAUUAUGCCUCCGUCGGCGCUGGACCAGCUGACGCGGCUCAACGUGGUCUACCCGAUGCUGUUCAAGCUGACGAACCGGCGCGCCGACCGCGUGACACACUGCGGCGUGCUCGAGUUUGUCGCCGACGAGGGCAAGGUCUAUCUGCCCUACUGGAUGAUGCGGAACCUGCUGCUGGAGGAGGGCGCGCUGCUGACGGUGGAGAGCGUCUCGCUGCCGGUGGCCACCUUCUCCAAGUUCCAGCCGCAGUCACCCGACUUCCUGGACAUCACCAACCCGAAGGCGGUGCUGGAGAACGCGCUGCGCAACUUCGCCUGUCUCACCACCGGGGACGUGAUCGCCAUCCCGUACAACACAAAGGUGUACGAGUUCUGCGUCCAGGAGACCAAGCCCGGCCGCGCCGUCAGCAUCAUCGAGUGCGACAUGAACGUGGAGUUUGCGGCGCCGGUCGGCUACCAGGAGCCGGAGCGGCCGCCCGCCGCCGAGGAGGAGCAGCCGCCCGAGGAGCAUCACUUGCCGGAGCCGACCGGAUUCGUGCCGUUCCAGGGCUCCGGACUGCGGUUGGACGGCAAACAGAAAAACCUGGACGCCCCUCGGGCGAGCACCUCCAACGGACCGCGCGUGCGGGGUAUCCCCGACUACGACUACGAGGUCGGCUAUCUGCGCUUCCUGCGAAACGCAGCGCCGAAGCCCGCAGAGGCGGCCUCGGAUGAGCCCGUGUUCAGCUCCUUCUCCGGUGAGGGCCGGAAGUUGCGGCAGCCCAAGCACCGGCGGCCGUGAGCCGUCCCCCCCCCCGCCCCCGCCGCCGCCGGUGCGCUCAGACUGUGACCCGCCCCGCCCCGCCGCACCGACGGCGCGCGCCCUGUACAGAGUCGCUCCAGUUUGUAUAUUUAUUCCGGCACGCGUGUCGGAACCACCCUGAAUAAAUAUAUUACGCCUGU